This is a messenger RNA of Anoplophora glabripennis (Asian longhorned beetle), 1129 nucleotides long. RefSeq names its product sulfotransferase family cytosolic 1B member 1-like. The record is from RefSeq and is a predicted model, not a curated record. Gene Ontology annotation, molecular function: sulfotransferase activity. Bases 26 to 1006 code for a protein of 326 amino acids. Gene Ontology annotation, cellular component: cytoplasm. Lineage: Eukaryota; Metazoa; Arthropoda; Insecta; Coleoptera; Cerambycidae. The transcript has 5 exons. Gene Ontology annotation, biological process: sulfation.
AACGGUGUCGGUGGGUGCGUUUACAAUGAUCAAGAGUAACAGCGAAGAUGCCGAUCUCGAUGAGGUGUUGCGGAAAUACUUUACGAGCAAAUUUAGAUCUGGUUACGUUACGGCUAAGGGUGUUACCAUGCCUGAGCGGUUUGCUGAGAUGCAGGAAGAAAUCUACAAUUUGGAAGUGAAUGAGAACGACGUAUGGGUGUGCAGCUUUCCAAAAACUGGGACCACAUGGACCUUAGAAAUGGUUUGGAUGAUCAUGAAUAACCUUGACUUCAUAAAAGGUCAAGAGAACAUAGAAACUCGUUGCCCAUUUUUAGAACUAUCAGCAAUUUUCGACCACAGGCAAAAUAUUAAGACCAUAAAAGAUUUUGACGCUCCGGCGUAUUUGCAAGAUUCCAUAAAGUUCUUGAAAGAAGUGGAUGGUCCAAAAUGUGUAAAGACUCAUAUUCCUUGGGUCCUGUUACCGAGAGAACUGCAGGAAAAUAUAAAGAAGCCAAAGAUUAUUUAUGUGACAAGGAAUCCAAAAGACACCUGUGUUUCGUAUUACAACCACUGUAGACUUUUAGAGGGCUAUACAGGAGACUUCGAGGACUUUUGUAGAUUAUUUUUGGCAGGCAAAGUCGCCUAUGCUCCUUUCUGGGACCACGUAUUUCCAUUUUGGGAGCGCAGGACCCAACCGAACGUCCUGUUCCUCAAGUACGAAGACAUGAUAAACGAUCUUCCGUCUGUCAUAAGGAAAGUUGCGCAGUUCCUUGAAAGGAAUCUGACUGACGAACAAAUCGACAAGCUAACUAAUCACCUUUGUUUUGAAAAUAUGAAGAAUAACAACUCUGUUAAUUACCACAUUAUGGUGAAUUUUCUCAGGAAGCAUAACAUGACCAGCUCCGUUGGUUCGUUCAUGAGAAGCGGUAAAAUUGGUGGGGCAACAUCUCACAUGUCUGCGGACGUAAUCAUGAAGUUCGAAAAGUGGACGAAGGAGAAUUUGAAGGACAGCGAUUUUUCUUUCUAACUUUUUUACAAAGUAAUUAAACCUGUUGUUUUUGGUAAUCAGAACAGAAUUCAAUUUAUUUGUUACCCACUUAAAUUUAAAUGUAAUGUACAGUAUUUUAGGUGUAAUGAAAGAUUUAUUUAG